Molecule: messenger RNA, 4224 nt
Organism: Polyodon spathula (Mississippi paddlefish)
Lineage: Eukaryota; Metazoa; Chordata; Actinopteri; Acipenseriformes; Polyodontidae
Product: protein FAM181B
Exons: 1
Coding region: 1062-2054 (330 amino acids)
Source: RefSeq, a predicted model, not a curated record
ACAGAGCUGCCUGAUUCAAAGAACUCAAGAGAGUAUGUAUAGAACUAUUAAUUCCCACACUUCUAAAUGGAUUUUAUUUAGUUCGGUUGCAACAUUUAGGCACUAACUGACAACAGAGCUGAUUUAAGCUUUGUUAAAGGGGGAGGCAAACUUUAACAUUUGGGAAUUGUUUUAGAAUUGCAGAUGUAAAAAAAUCUAACUUUUUACUGCAUCAGCAAUGGUACCAAUAUUACCUUAGACUGGUAUAACAAUUACUGGUGCCUGUUCUAGCAACUGCUGUUGAGAUGGUAACUUCAGAAGUUGGAAACAGGAACACACAUUUACAUAUAAAUAAAAUGUUUUAAAAAAUGAACACACAUUUGUGGGAAAUGCACUAGUUACCGAGCUGGUAUAUAUAUGUAUAAUAACACAGGCUGAUGAAAAUAGUCUAUUGAAGAUAUUGACCAAAAUAACCAGCAUUUUGAUUUGUUGCCUUUGUACUUUAUUCUAAUUUUUCUUGGCCAUUUCUUAAACUGACCUAGCUAAAAGUUCCCUUGCUUUAGCAGCUUGCAAUACCCUACAUACAAUAGUGUUUUUGUAUAUUUUAGAGGACCAGAUUCAAAUGAAAUAUUUAUAAAAUCGAGUAAACCAUCAAAGUAAAAAGUUUAUCAGGUGCACUUAUAUUAAACCUAGUUUAAUUGCUUCAUAGAACAAUAGAGAUUUUUUCUUUAAACCCCAUGCCUGCCUAACAUCUACUCUGUAUGAAACAGCAGGACGCUUUAACAAACAAAUACUCCUUAGUGGCAGGUGGUCAACUGAAAGCAAAGAGUUAAAUUAGAGGGACUUGCAGGCUCCUCCUCCUUUUUGAUGUCAUGACAUCAUUCUGCCAACCCACUUAAAGAUCUAAGAGCCUCCCUCACACUGUCAUUUAGACUUUAGCUGGAGGGAGUGCUCAGGAGCUGCACCACAGACAGUUAGACCAAGGGUUUGCAAACCACCCUGGAGCAUGAAACUUUAAGAUGUUUAUUUAAAAUUGAGUCUGUCAGUUUUGUAAGUGAAAAUCAUUAUUGGGAUCCAAGGAAAUGGCUGUCCAGGCUGCCAUCAUGAACCCCCACUUCAUGCAUUUUUGCUUCCCAGGCUCUGUCAUGGACUAUGAAAUGGACAAAAGUUACGACGGGGCCCUUCUGGCCUUGGGUGAGAUGGAGUGUGAAGGAGACUUCAAGGAGACCACCAGGGAUCUUUUGAGCUUUAUUGACUCUGCUUCAAGCAACAUUAAGCUGGCUCUGGACAAGCCGGUCAAGUCCAAAAGGAAGGUCAACCACAGAAAGUACUUGCAGAAGCAAAUCAAGAGGUGCACAGGCAUCAUCGCACCAGGGAGUGCCAGCCAGGAGUCUAUUAAGAGACAAGCCUCGCCGUCGUCCACUUCCACCCACAGCUUCCAGUGCAAACCUCCCCCAAAAAGAGACGGAGCCCAGUCCAAUCUACAGACCAAGAGCCUGGCUGCCCUUUUCGACUCUGCAAAGGAGCUCAGGGGAGAAAAGGGUAAAAAGCUUCCCCUCCGGCAUAGGAACCUGCCUCCUUCUUUCUUCACUGAGCCUGCCAAUACCUCCAAAGUGACCUCCACCUCGGGCAUGACCCUAAAGGACCUGGAACGAGGUAACCCCGAAGCGGCAGAGUUUUUCGAACUCCUGGGGCCAGAUUACAGCAACAUGGUCUCUGAUCAAGACAUUUUUCAGGGCACGCCCAUUAGAAUCCACCAGGACCUUACUAUGGAGCAUGGCUCAUAUGAACCUCAUCAUCUGGUAGGGGGGUUUCUGUACACAGAUCCUUGGAGCACGUGCAGCAGUCUGGGUAAAAAGGCAGGAAACUGCAACUUAAACGACAACAUGAGAGCAGUCCCAGUACCGGUACAGCCCUCACAAUAUUGUAACUCUGAUUCUACCAUGGCAUCGACGCUGGAGGAAAAUGCCCCAAGUUUGCCUGCUUUCCCCCAUUUCUUUACAGACUGCUCCCUUCCACAGGCGACAUACGACUACAGUGGUGGAUAUAACAGAGCCAGCUUUCCUUCUCUCUGAAAGCCUUUUUUUUUUUGUUUCUUUCCGACUGCCUGCUGUUCUGCUGCAGCACUAUAUGGAAUUAUACUGAGUAACCAUGCAGCAGUUGUUAAGGCCCUUAUAAGAUGACUACACACUCCUGUUUCAUAGUGUGCUUCGUAAUAAAACAGACUGUUGGACUGUUCUUUCGUUGGUGUUACUCGCACUGAUUGGUUUUGGUUGUGUUACUGUUGGUAAAUUUAUAAACAUGUUGGUGCUAUUUAAUCCUGCCAGUACAUAUAUAACUACCACAGACUAAAUGUUAUACAAACACAACAACAAAAAAAUAAACACAACAACAAAAAAAGUGAAAUGAAUGGCACACAAGUGCACCCGACGCACAAUCUGAAAUUGUUCAAAAUGUUUUUGUAGUGUCACACGUGCAUGAGGUAUUUUCUUUCUCCUGUAUUCAUAAUGUACAGAUAUUUAAUGUUUGAAAUCUUUUUCUUUAUCAUUUGUUUCAAAUGCUUCAAACAUAUUGCAAAAGGAAAUUGACAUCCUUUUCCCAAGGGGAGUUGGGGGUGGGGGGGUUAUAUGUUCAAGUUCUUCUCGUUAUUUAUAUUAAACUCCAUAACACAACUGUGUAGAUUGAUAACACUUCAAAUACUCUCUCACACUGUAAAUGCUUUUCGUUUGCACCUCGUAUUUUUCAAACGAAGACUAAACUGUUUUCAAGUGAAUCAAGAUUCUUUAAUUUCGCAUUAGCAUUUUGGGGAAUAUUUACUAAUUAUCUCCGUGGAGAUAAAUGGAUUAAAAAACUGCAUUGUUUCAAAACCAAAAAUAAUCAAGUUUAUAUUUCUAUAAAAUGAUCAUUUCAUUAUUUUAUUAUACAUUUACAAGGAGUGACAACUUAAAACAAUCAGCUUUGAUUGAGAAAAGCAUUCCCAAAUGUGCCUGUGCUUUUAAGUACACAUUUGUCAGAUAAGUCAUUCUGAGUAAACACAACAUUUCUGUACAUAAAAUAAAAUCAAGACAAGGGUGAUCAGUCCUGCCGGUGUAAAUAUAUAUAUAUAUCUACUGAAAAAAAAAAACGUAAUUUUAAAAACCAAUGUCAUUACCAAAACAACCACUUUCUAGAUUUGAAACAAUAAUAGAUUUAAAAUGUAUUAAUAUUUGGCCUUCAAACAACAGUACUGGACUGGAGUUCUUACUGACCUGAGAUUGUCUUCAUGAACUGUAAACAAUACAGAAACACUCAUUACAGACAUGAGAAUAAACUCGUUUUACUUAUUACUUAGAGUCACAGUGUAUAUUUAAAUUUACAUAAAAAAAAAAAAAAAUAGUUUAGUGCUACAUUCACGUGGCUCAGGAUGUACCUGAGCUCAUCUUACUGCGACAAAAUGAAUCAUACGAUAUCCUUUAAUACAUUUUAGGAGCCAAAUAAAACACUGAAAAUUGUCUUCAGCUGUGAAGAAGCGUUUGUCAACUGCUUACUUAAACACACAUACUUUUAUAAAUGGCCUUCAUUAAUGUGUAGUUAAAAGUUCAAUUAACCCUCUUGAUUUAUCACAUUGGCAAACACUGUACAUUAUUACAUAUACAAUUGUGUGAUUUAUAUUAUUGUUGUGAUUUUCAGCAGUGCAGGGGAGUAUUUUGACUGGCGUAUCUUUAUGCCAAGAAGUAAGGAUUUAAUAUUGUACUAAACAGAGACACAAUUACAGGAUUAACAAAUAGGAUAUGCAUCCAUAACUUCCAAUUCUAAUAUCAAAGACACAAUUACAGGAUUAACAAAUAGGAUAUGCAUCCAUAACUUUCAAUUCUAAUAUCAAAGACUCUGGUUUCUGCUUUCAUCAAUGUAACGCUCAACUGAUGAAGGCACAGUAUGUUUGUCUACUUGACUUGGUUUCACAAGUUUAUACUGUAUAAAGCAGGAUAGUGACUCAAAAAAGAACUGCAUGUUGCUUGGUCCCCCCCUCCAAAAAUAAUGCAGAAACAAUUUGUCAUCAUUUGUAGUUCAUUUGAACCACAUAGAAACGUGCUGUGACGUGACACCUCUUAAAGCACUGGAAUACAUACAAAAAGUGUAAGCCACUGUGAGCGGAUUGUGUGAAGAGACAAAAUAAAGCUGGUCUUUAUUUCUAUUCUUUUUUUAAAUUUCUGUGGUGUUUUAUUGUUGUGCUUGAAUGGAUGUAAUAAAAAGAAUUACAAACGA